This is a messenger RNA of Paramecium tetraurelia, 1902 nucleotides long. RefSeq lists its product as uncharacterized. Lineage: Eukaryota; Ciliophora; Oligohymenophorea; Peniculida; Parameciidae. Gene Ontology annotation, biological process: protein import into peroxisome matrix, docking. The transcript has 6 exons. The record is from RefSeq and is a predicted model, not a curated record. Gene Ontology annotation, molecular function: protein binding. Gene Ontology annotation, cellular component: peroxisomal membrane; cytosol.
AUGGCCUUUAGAAAUAUAUAUACAGGUGGUGCUUGCACUGCUGAUGGAACUUAGCAGAUGAGUUAAAAUCCGUUCAAGCAAUUCAUGGAUAGAAUGCUGUUCGGCUAAACUUAACAAUAAUAAAUAUAGCAAUAGAUAAAUGUCUAGUAGGAUCCAAUGGUGCAACAGAAAUUAUAGGAACGUUAAAGAUUAUUUGAGAGUAUGAACUAAUAAUGGGAUGUCAUGGCUAAAUAAUAUGAUUAAGCAAAUAUUGAAUAAAGGUAGAUGAUGGAAAAGAUGUUUGUAGAGGAGCAAAGAAAUUAUGAAUAAGCAAUGAUGCAAUAGUAAAUGAUGAUGGAUUUUUAAUGGCAACAAGCAGAAAUUUAAUAUUAAGCUGAUUAAAUGGCUUAAGAAUAUUAAUUCCAAGAGGCUUAUGAAAAUGCUGAGGAUCUAUAAAUGUAGAGUGAAAAAUCAUAAAAAUAUGCAGAUGAUUUGGUAUAGGCUUUAGAAAAAGAUCCUGAUCCAAGAUUUUAAUAGUCUAAAUUUUUGAGAUUUAUGAAGGAUAUUUAGAAUGGAAAUCUAAAAUUGGUGGGCAAUGAAUUGCUUCACAUAGAAGGAAUCUAGACAUUCGAAGAAGGAUGGGAUUAGGCUACUAAAAAUGUGGAAUAAAAAUAAUCUGAUUUAUCAGAAGUUGAAGAGAAAUUUUCAAAGAUGUGGGAUGAAAAAUUAGAAAAAUAUGAUAGUGAAUUACAAAACGAAGAUUAAUUUUAAAAGAAGCUUGAAGAUUCUUAUUAAUAAAUACUUAAGGAAAUGAAGCAAGGAACAGAUAUUGAUAAAUUGUUCUCUGAAGCCUGGUAAGCAGCAUCAGAUUUAUAGGAAUUUGAUCUCUAUAAAGACUCUAAUAAUACUUACAGGUUUUAAGAAAAUAACAAGUAUUUGACUAUGGAUUUUCCUCUAUAAGCAGCAUUUGAAUUUAGUACAUUAAGGCUAAAAAUACAGAAGCAAUCCUGGCUUUGGGAAGCUCAUAUUCCAAAAGAAUCCAGCAGAUUCUAAUGCAUGGAGAAUCUUGGAGCUGUUGCCUCCUUCUUGAAUGCUAUGAAAUAAAAUCCAAAUGAAUUAGAUACUUUGAGUGCUUUGGGUAUAUCAUGUACAAAUAUUCUGGAUGAAGUCAAAGCCAUGUCCUUUUUAAAAUAGUGGUUAAUCAAGAAUCCAAAUUAUACAGUACCUGUAGAUGAUAGCAUUGUGCCUGGCAAUACAAAUAUCUAUGAUUAUACUUUAGAUUAAAUAAAAUGCAUGAAUGCAAGAAUGAUUUAAGUAUUUGAAGCAGCUCAUUAACAAGGACCUAACGAUGUUGAAUUGUUGAAUGGAUUAGCUGUACUAUAUUUCAUCGAAAGGAACUAUUAAAAAUCUGUUGAGAUCUUUAAAAAGGCUCUUCAAAUUGAACCAAAAAAUUAUUAGAUAUGGAACAAAUUAGGUGCCACUCUAGCUCAUCUUGGUGAAGCAGAUUAAGCCAUGUUCUGUUACCAUAGAGCGUUGGAUCUUAGACCUAAUUAUGUGAGGGUUUGGGUCAAUUUGGCAUUUGCCUAUUCUUACAAGGGAGAAUAUUUAGAUGCUGCUAGAUUGUACUUAAGUGCACUUAUGAUUAAUCCAUAAGCUAGACAUAUAUGGGGUUAUUUAUAAACAGCAUUUUUAUAACUAUAAAGACCGGAUUUAAUUUCAAAGAUUCAACACUAUGAUCCAAUGUUAUUUAAAGAUGAAUUCUCAGUUACUAAUCCUAAUGAUUUGCCAGAGCCUGAAAUUCUAUAUAGAGAAGCUAAUAAUUUAUAUAUAUUUAAAAUGCCCGAAGAGGAAUGGUUAAAGACAUCUUAGAAAAAACCUUGACAUUAACCAUACUAUUUUUGUUUAAAAAAUAUUAUUAGUUUA